AUGUUCACCGGUGACAACCGAUUGAAUAAUAGUCUGAAACCAAUUGAAAUCUUAAAAUCAAAAUCAUCGAGUUCAUUCCCAACUAUGUCGUCAGGCUCAACGCAUUUAUUAUCAUCGUCCUUAAGUCACAAUCAACUAUUUAGUAAUGAUAAAGAUAUUUAUAAUGAUGAACAGUCCUCUUCGUUUCUAUCACAAACUCAUCCGACGGAGCAUGAUCGACCAUUCGAACAUAAGCCAUUUAUCGUUCUGAAUCAAAAUAAUGUCUCCGAACCGACUUCGUCGACGUCAUCAUCAUCAUCAUCAGCAACAUUGCCGUCUGAAUCCAGCAGAGAUAUUAUUGUUCGACCACAAUGGCUGCGUCGUUCCAAUGAAUCUUCAUCUGGUUUUCAAGCUUGCGUGCCUUCAGAUUCUGUAACAAAUAAAUCGAAAUCAAACAAUUUCCCAUAUACGCCAGUUAUUCUCUUCGUAAACCGAUAUUCCGGUGGCCAAUAUGGCGAGAAAAUCUAUCGACAACUCAUACGAAAACUGAAUCCACGUCAAGUUUUUCUUCUAGAAAAUGAUGCUACUAUUAUCAAUGCUCUCGGAAUUUAUUAUUCGCUACCAAAUAUCCGUCUUUGUGUUCUGGGUGGCGAUGGCAGUGCUGCAUGGGUUCUCGGUCGUCUUGCUGAAGUUUAUCCAUCGAGCAAUAAUCCCCCUGUGAGCUUUUAUCCGUUAGGAACGGCAAAUGAUCUUUCGCGUAUAUUAUCCUGGGGUCAUCAUUAUGACUCGAAACGUCUUUUUCCGUUGCUAUUACGAAUUCCUUACGCUCAAGUGAUUCCAAUCGAUCGUUGGCAAGUCGAUAUCGAACAACUUGAUAUGCUAAACUUGACUCCAACGAUACAGCAACAUAGUCGGACUGGAUUAAAAAUUAGUCGACCAUUUCAAGCAUUACUCAAUCCACCGAAAUUCGUUCGCAAAACCAAUCGAGUCUCCUUUCAAAAUCAUCGUACGUUGCCAAAUACAUGUUUCAUCAAUUAUAUGAGUUUCGGUUUGGAUGCCGCCAUUGCUAUUGAAUUUCACGAUCAACGAACGCGUGAUCCGAACAAAUUUUCAUCACCAUUGAAAAAUAAACUGAUGUAUUUAAAUGAAAGCUGCAAAUAUUUAAGUGACUUUUCUCGAUCGAAAAUGUGGAGCCUUCGCUCCUAUAUUCGUUUGAUAUGCGAUGGUGAAAAUCUGACUGAUGCCGUACGUGAUUAUCACACGCUAUUGAUCAUCAACAUUCCAGCCUAUGCAUCUGGUACAAACCCGUGGGGAAACUCUUCAUUGACGAGUUCAACUCCAAGCAAUACUCAUCAAUCACAAAUUAUUCAGAAAGAUACAGAUUCUCUUGAUCACAUAGCAACGAGUUCAGCUGACGUAAUCAAUUCUUCAUCCAAUAAAUAUAAAAUGUAUGAAUCGGUUACCUUGAAUAGUCGAAGUGUGAAGCAAACUACUAUUCCAUCAGCGACAACACACACAGCCGACUCUUUCGAACAGCAAGAUUUUAGUGAUCGGAAAAUCGAAGUCGUCGGAUUGAGUGCCACGCGUAUGGCUUCGAUCCAUAUAGGCUGUCGUGGCAAUCGGAUCGCCCAAUGUAAUCAUGUCCGUGUCGAGGUCUACUGUCCGAUGACAGCACAAAUGGACGGUGAACCUUUCUAUUUAUCAGAUUCUGUUGCUGUCAAUAUUAGCUAUGGGGGUCAAGUACUUGUGUUAAGAAAUGAGGACUGA
Messenger RNA from Rotaria sp. Silwood2, 1746 nucleotides. The record is from the annotation of a GenBank genome assembly. Lineage: Eukaryota; Metazoa; Rotifera; Eurotatoria; Philodinida; Philodinidae.